This is a messenger RNA of Raphanus sativus (radish), 798 nucleotides long. Its product is annotated as peptide methionine sulfoxide reductase B3. The transcript has 3 exons. Gene Ontology annotation, biological process: protein repair; response to oxidative stress. The coding region runs from base 160 to 579 and encodes 139 amino acids. Gene Ontology annotation, molecular function: peptide-methionine (R)-S-oxide reductase activity. Lineage: Eukaryota; Viridiplantae; Streptophyta; Magnoliopsida; Brassicales; Brassicaceae. The record is from RefSeq and is a predicted model, not a curated record.
CUAGUCACCGGUUUAAAUGAGGGGUACAAAGUCAAGUCUCUCUCUCUUUCCCUCACGUCUUCUCCUCCAACCAUCGUCAAUCGCUGCAUCCGAUUCGAUUCCCCUCGCCAUUCCGUCAUAAAGCUUGUACGGUGGUAGUUUUAUCGAUUCGCGGGGAACAUGGCGGCGGCGGCGGCUACGGGAUCGGUGCAGAAAGGAGAGGAGGAGUGGCGUGCGGUUCUUUCACCUGAGCAGUUUAGGAUUCUCCGUCAGAAAGGCACCGAAUAUCCAGGAACCGGAGAAUACGUUGAUUUCAACAAAGAAGGAAUAUACGGCUGUGCAGGUUGCAAGACUCCUCUUUACAAAUCAACCACAAAGUUCAACGCAGGUUGUGGCUGGCCUGCAUUCUUUGAUGGAAUCCCUGGUGCCAUAACCAGAACCGUAGACCCAGAUGGGAGAAGAAUAGAGAUCAAUUGUGCAGCAUGCGGUGGCCAUCUUGGUCAUGUUUUCAAAGGAGAAGGUUUUGGUACUCCCACCGAUGAACGCCAUUGCGUCAACAGCGUCUCGCUCAAGUUCUCUCCCGCAGAGCCUUCCUUGUAAAUCAAUCUUUGGCCUUUUUUCUCUCUCUUUUUUUCACCAAAGAGAGUGAAGAAAAGACAGAAUAAGAAUCAUGCAAGUGUGCCUAUAUAAAUACUGUUGUGAUGGUUUAUCUUUUGCUCUUGUUUGUAUUUGUUUUUUUCUUUUCAAAUAUACAUCAUCUGGGUCAUUUUGUGACACAACUGUAUGAUUUGCACCUAAAUAAAACCCACCUUUGCUAUG